Molecule: messenger RNA, 1005 nt
Organism: Malassezia vespertilionis
Lineage: Eukaryota; Fungi; Basidiomycota; Malasseziomycetes; Malasseziales; Malasseziaceae
Exons: 1
Coding region: 1-1005 (334 amino acids)
Biological process (GO): ergosterol biosynthetic process
Molecular function (GO): C-4 methylsterol oxidase activity; iron ion binding
Source: RefSeq, a predicted model, not a curated record
AUGAGCAGCAAAGUACGAAGAGGACCUCGCCCUGGUGCGGAUACUUGGAAGCAUGAGCGGAAGCUCCCAUUUUUGCACUGGGGCUUCAAACUGUUCAAUAUUCUUCCUCCUAACCAGCAAGAGGCUUUCAAGGCGGAUCCUGAGUCAAAAAUGCCUGCUUUUAGUGAAUUCAACCAGCUCAUCUUUCCCGCGCCGAUAGCGUUUGUGCCUUUCCUUGUCCGGUAUGUAUAUUACCAAUACUACCAGGAAGUUCCGAGCGUAAUGGUAACUUGGCUCAUGAUCUUUUUUGGCAUUCUUACGUUGGGCAUGAUGUCCAUCCACGAGUACAAUGGUUACGUCCGUAAAUACGGAUACUUGGACGCGAACUCUGGACGUGACACUGUGCCUUUUGAGCUCAUGCCGAAGGUUGCGUUCGAAAUUUUCACGGCUUCCAUGAUGCGUCCUACCAUGGCUAUUAUUGCCUGUUACGACCCCAAGCAACCGCCGAGCUUGAGCUUUUGGCUUCCGCUCCAGCUCUUUAUGCUUACUUUGGCGGAGGACUUUACCUACUACUGGCUUCACCGUCUUUGCCACGAGGCAGAGAGCUGCUGGCAUAUUCAUCGCUUGCAUCACACGACAAAGCACCCCACUACGAUGCUUCUGGGCUAUGCGGACCACUUCCAAGAGUUUGUUGACUUGGUUGGCUCGCCCAUGAUUAGCUGGACCAUGUGCCCGCUUGGGUUUGAUGAGACAGUUGUAUGGCUGUUCUUUUUGACGUAUGUCCAGUUGGGCGGUCAUUGCGGCGCACGGGUUCACAUGGGUUCCGUCAUGACUGGACCUUACUUGCGCUUAUUUGGACUGGACCUUGUGGUGGAAGACCAUGACCUUCAUCACCGCCACGGCUGGAAAGAUGCCUACAACUAUGGCAAGCAGACACGGUUCUGGGACUCGUUGUACGGAACUGCUGGCGACCGCGUGGAAGGCUUCGACCAGAAUUUGGACUGGAACGUGGGUCUGCGACCGUAA